CCAGCCCCGGCGCCGCAGCCCCGCCGCCCAAGCGCAGCGCCGCCGGGCAUGUGAGCGGGAAGCCCGGGCUGCCAGCCGCGGGGACCGGACGGAGGAGGAGCAGGAGCGCGGAGCCCGAGCCCAGCGCCCGGCUGAGUAGAUGUCCAUGCGGAGCCCUGGCCCUGCCCAGCUGGCCCCGGAUGGCGUUGGCACCAUGGUGAACUGCACCGUCAAGUCAGAGGGGAGGAAGGAGCCCUGCCACGAGGCCUCUCAGGGCUUGGCCACCACCGCUGAACCCCAGCCCGGAGACCCAGCCCGGGCCCCCCAGGAUGGUGCUGACCCCCAAGCUCCAGCCCAGGACUGCAGCUCCCCGGAGAGCAAUGGGUCCCCAGAACCCAAGAGGCCAGGAGGCUCCGAGGCUGCUUCUGGAAGGCAGGAGAAGCUGGACUUCAACCGAAAUUUAAAGGAAGUCGUGCCGGCCAUCGAGAAGCUGCUGUCCAGUGACUGGAAGGAGAAGUUUCUGGGAAGGAGCUCUGUGGAAACCAAAGAUGUCAAAGGGACCCAAGAGAGCCUGGCAGAGAAGGAACUGCAGCUUCUGGUCAUGAUCCACCAACUGUCCACCCUGCGGGACCAGCUCCUGACAGCCCACUCAGAGCAGAAGAACAUGGCCGCCAUGCUCUUCGAGAAGCAGCAGCAGCAGAUGGAGCUGGCCCGGCAGCAGCAGGAGCAGAUCGCGAAGCAGCAGCAACAGCUAAUUCAGCAGCAGCAUAAGAUCAACCUCCUGCAGCAGCAGAUCCAGCAGGUCAACAUGCCUUAUGUCAUGAUCCCGGCCUUCCCCUCAAGCCACCAACCUCUGCCUGUCACCCCCGACUCCCAGCUGGCUUUGCCCCUUCAGCCCAUCCCCUGCAAACCAGUGGAGUAUCCGCUGCAGCUGCUGCACAGCGCCCCCGCCCCGGUGGUGAAGAGGCCUGGGGCCAUGGCUGCUCACCACCCCCUGCAGGAGCCCUCCCAGCCCCUGAACCUCACAGCCAAGCCCAAGGCCCCGGAGCUGCCCAACACCUCCAGCUCCCCCAGCCUGAAAAUGAGCAACUGUGGGCCCCGCCCCCCCAGCCACGGGGCCCCCACCCGAGAUCUGCAGUCCAGCCCCCCCGGCCUGCCUCUGGGCUUCCUUGGCGAAGGGGAUGCUGUCACCAAAGCCAUCCAGGAUGCUCGGCAGCUGCUGCAUGGCCACAGUGGGGCCUUAGAGAGCUCCCCUAGCACCCCUUUCCGCAAGGACCUCAUCAACCUGGACACGUCCCCAGCCAAGGAGCGGCUGGAGGAGAGCUGUGUGCACCCCCUGGAAGAAACCAUGCUGAGCUGCGACGUGGAUGGCUCCCGCCACUUCCCUGAGUCCCGGAACAGCAGCCACAUCAAGAGGCCCAUGAACGCCUUCAUGGUGUGGGCCAAGGACGAGCGGAGGAAGAUCCUCCAAGCCUUCCCAGACAUGCACAACUCCAGCAUCAGCAAGAUCCUCGGCUCCCGCUGGAAGUCCAUGACCAACCAGGAGAAGCAGCCCUACUACGAGGAGCAGGCACGGCUGAGCCGGCAGCACCUGGAGAAGUACCCCGACUACAAGUACAAGCCGCGGCCCAAGCGCACCUGCAUCGUGGAGGGCAAGAGGCUGCGGGUGGGCGAGUACAAGGCCUUGAUGCGGACCCGGCGCCAGGACGCCCGCCACAGCUACACGACCCCCCCGCAGGCCAGCCAGGUGCACAUGAGCUCCUCAGAUGUCCUGUACCCUCGUGUGGCGGGCAUGCCCCUGGCACAGCCCCUGGUGGAGCACUAUGUGCCCCGGAGCCUGGACCCCAACAUGCCUGUCAUCAUCAACACCUGCAGCCUCAGGGAGGAGGGCGAGGGCGCAGAGGACAGGCCCUCAGGGGCCGAUGGGGAGGUGUACCGGUACAGCGAGGAGGAGGACUCGGAGGGCGAGGAGAAGAGCGACGGGGAGCUGGUGGUGCUUACAGACUGAUCCCUGCCGGGGGCACCCGGCCCUCCUCCCUGGGGAAAGACCUGGCCCCAAGGUGAUGGGCACAGCCACCCCACCUGGACUAUGUUGGUACUUGGACUUGGGCCUACCCAGGACAUGGGCACAGCUGUGCACUUGUGGAUACUUUCCUGACGGAAGAGGUCCCUCCCCAGCACCCCUGUGCGCACACCUGAGGAGCUGAGACCUGUCUCCCUGGGGCCACAUGCUUUGUUCCCAUUCUUGUCCUGGCUGGACCAGCCACCGUGGGACCAACACCCCCCAACACACGACCCCCAGAUCCCUCCUCUAGCACCAGGAUCACUUUGUACUUUGUGCAAAAAGGUCUGGCUGUCCCUCGCUGUCUUGAUCUUCUGCCAAGCCCACCGUGCCUCUGGCUGCUGUGUGUGCGUGU
This is a messenger RNA of Ceratotherium simum simum (southern white rhinoceros), 2396 nucleotides long. It is a transcript of the gene SOX13, whose product is annotated as SRY-box transcription factor 13. Gene Ontology annotation, molecular function: DNA-binding transcription factor activity, RNA polymerase II-specific; RNA polymerase II cis-regulatory region sequence-specific DNA binding. The record is from RefSeq and is a predicted model, not a curated record. Lineage: Eukaryota; Metazoa; Chordata; Mammalia; Perissodactyla; Rhinocerotidae. Gene Ontology annotation, cellular component: nucleus. Gene Ontology annotation, biological process: cell fate commitment; regulation of transcription by RNA polymerase II.